AUGUUUUUUGGAUGUUUGGUGGAGGAACAUGAGGAAAUGCCUGCAGUGAAUGUAGACUCAGAAACUGGAGAAUGGGAGAUGGGAGGACAGAAAAUUGGGAACAGGAAACAGGGAGAAUGGGAGAGACUCAAAAAUGGGAGAACAGGAGAUGGUAGGAUGGAAAAACGGGAGACGGGAGAUCGGGAGACGGGAGACGGGAGAUGGGAGACGGAGACGGGAGACGGGAGACGGGAGACGGGAGACGGAGACGGGAGACGGGAGACGGGAGACGGGAGACGGGAGACGGGAGACGGGAGACGGGAGACGGGAGACGGGAGACGGGAGGAUGGGAGGACAUGGGACACAAUGGGAGAUGGGGGGCAGGGAAAAAUGGGAAAAUAA
Molecule: messenger RNA, 381 nt
Organism: Suillus plorans
Lineage: Eukaryota; Fungi; Basidiomycota; Agaricomycetes; Boletales; Suillaceae
Exons: 1
Coding region: 1-381 (126 amino acids)
Source: RefSeq, a predicted model, not a curated record